AUGCCACUUGCGACAGUUUGUAGGACUGUUCACAGGGUUGUGGAGGAGAUGAUGACCAUCCUCCACCGAUUUAUUCAUUUUCCUAAACCAGAGGAGAUGGAGGAGGUGGGUGGCGGGUUUGCUCGCCUUGCUGGCCAUGAGGCAUCGCUGUGCUGCAGGUGCCAUCGAUGGGUGCCACAUCCGGAUUGUUCCUCCUGCAGAGCCACAAAAAAGUGCUACAUAAACAGAAAUCUUUUCCCAUCAAUCAUUCUACGGGACACCUGUGAUGCCAGGGGUGCAUUUAUAGAUGUGUAUAUUGGAAAUCCCGGAUCUGUACAUGAUGCCCUCGUAUUGCGCAGAUCACCAAUGUACCAGCAUCCUAUUGCUAUUCCAUACCAACAGCCUGUUGCAAAUCGAGUUGAAGCCCGAUACAACAGGCACCACGCACAAUCCAAAAACAUUAUUGAGCAGACCUUUGGGAUGCUGAAGACACGCUGGCGUGCAAUUUUUUUGAGGGCCCUGGAGAUCAGGCCAGUAUUCACCCCAAAAGUGAUUGGUGACUGUUGCAUUCUCCACAACAUUUGUGUGAUGGGAGGUGAUUUUCUGGAGGAGGAUGAAAACCGUGGACAGGAAGACAGCGAGGAUGACAUGGACAAUGCAGCAGUGGAAGAGAGGGACCUAUCAGGGAACCAUCUUUGA
Paramisgurnus dabryanus is the source of this 678-nucleotide messenger RNA. The record is from RefSeq and is a predicted model, not a curated record. Lineage: Eukaryota; Metazoa; Chordata; Actinopteri; Cypriniformes; Cobitidae.